AUGGAUCAGGGUUUAAUACUAAAUUAUGAAUAUUUAGCAGCCCAUAUUACAGACUUUCUUGAGGACGACAAGCUCUGCACUGUUUUUGAAAUAGAAGACAUAAGAAAAAUUCUGCAAUUUGCAAAUCUCACUUCAGAUAAUUUCAUCUCGCUUCUUAAACAGUCAUCUUCAACAAUCAAAACAAGAGAUAUAUUUGAGUGCAUUCGAGAUUCAUAUGUUUCAAUUAACAAUUUUCCAGAAGCAAUUGCUACUUUAAAAUCUGUUAAAAAAUACGUGAAAUUAAAUUUGCUCGAUGGAAUAAUUAAUUUUUUGAUUCAAAUGUACCAAGAGAUGCAAUCAUUGCAAUCAAUUAUUGUUGAAAAGGAAAAUAUAAUCUCUGGAUUGAAAGAAGAUUUAGAAAUUGCUAAGUAUGAAAAUUUAAAUGACCCAAAUCGGAUUUAUAGUUUCCUUGAUGAACUUUCGAAACAAGGUAAUCAAAGAAUGAUUGAAAAGGCAUGUAAAAAAGGCCUAUAUUGUUAUGGCGAUAAACAUGGAAAGACAGUUCUUCAUAUGGCCUGCCAAAAUAGCAAUUCCAGACUUGUCAUAUCUCUUAUUAAAGGUGGAUGUAGAACUUGCAUUACAACUUAUGAUUAUUAUUAUCCAAUUGACUAUGCAUCAGGUCCUGAAGAAUUCGAAAUCAUAAAAAGUCUAAUAAAAGCAGGCAACGAUAAAGAUCACAAAGACUUUUCAGAAGAAACACCACUCAUUAGGGCCUCAUCUAAUGGAAACAUUAGAUUGGUCAAAUAUCUCACAUCAAUUGGGGCUAAUAUAGAAGCAAAAAAUAAAUACGGUUCUAACCCACUUUUGCGAGCUACAGAGAAUAACCAUUUUGAAAUUAUCAAACAUCUCAUCUCAGUUGGAGCUAAUUUAGAGGCAAAAAGUAGAAACGGCGAAACUCCUCUUAUAAUUGCUUCAAGAGAUGGAAAAAUUGAUAUUGUUAAAUAUCUUAUUUCUAUCGGGGCAAAUAUUGAUGCACGAGAUAAAGAAGGAAAAACCUCACUUAUUUGUGCCCUCAAUGAUUCAAAACUUGAAGUUAGUCAAUACCUUAUCUCUUCGGGAGCCAGAAUAGAUAUUAAAGAUAAUAAUGGAAAUUCCACACUCACACAAGCAUCUCGCGCAGGUUUUCUUGAAAUAGUCAAAUGUCUUAUAUCUGCUGGAAUUGAUAAAGAUAUAAAGAAUAAUGACGGAGUAACUCCACUUAUGCUUGCAUCACAAUUUGGACAUUUAGAAAUAGUUCAAUAUUUGAUUUUUCUUGGAUCUAAUAUAGAUGAAAGGAAUAAAGAUGGAAAUACUGCCCUUAUACUGGCUACAAAUCCUUAUUCAUAUGAUGAAAAAAUGGAUAUCAUAUCUAUCGAAAUAAUGAAACUUCUUAUUUCUAAAGGGGCAAAUAUUGAAACAAAAAAUAACAAAGAGAAUACUCCACUCAUUAGUGCAGCACAGAAUGGUAAUCUCCCAAUUGUGAAAUAUCUUAUUUCUAUCGGAGCUAAUAUUAAUGCAACAACCAAUAAUGGGAAAACUCUGCUUUAUUUAUCGCGCAAAUCUGUGAGGGAGUAUCUUUUAUCGAUUGGUGUCAAAUGGGUUUAA
Messenger RNA from Trichomonas vaginalis G3, 1623 nucleotides. Its product is annotated as protein ubiquitination. The record is from RefSeq and is a predicted model, not a curated record. Lineage: Eukaryota; Parabasalia; Trichomonadida; Trichomonadidae. The coding region runs from base 1 to 1623 and encodes 540 amino acids. Gene Ontology annotation, molecular function: protein binding. The transcript has a single exon.